Messenger RNA from Lucilia sericata (common green bottle fly), 1789 nucleotides. Its product is annotated as autophagy-related protein 16-like. Gene Ontology annotation, molecular function: protein binding. NCBI's taxonomy places the organism in Eukaryota, Metazoa, Arthropoda, Insecta, Diptera, Calliphoridae. The transcript is spliced from 6 exons. The record is from RefSeq and is a predicted model, not a curated record. The coding region runs from base 496 to 1734 and encodes 412 amino acids. Gene Ontology annotation, biological process: autophagosome assembly. Gene Ontology annotation, cellular component: autophagosome membrane.
CAACAACAAAACAGUCCGUCAGCCACUGUGAUGAAAUGUCAAAAUAUAAUCAAAAUAAAAAUAAAAUAAACCUGCUGCUGUUUAAAUUCGUAUCAUAUUUUUGCUUAAAGAUAAUACAAUAAAGAAAAAAGAAAAUUUGUUGUUAAAUAGUUUUAUUUAUAACAUUUAAAGAUCAUAAAUUUUGUGCUAAAAGUAAUGAAAUAUAGCCGUGGCUAAGAAGAAGCAGCAGACAGCCGUUUAAUGUUUCUGGUGGCCAGGUUAAGCGUAAAUGAAUCGGGACACGGAGUUUAUAGAAAACGCGGAAUAAUAACUAUUUAAAGUGCGAAGAAAAUUUCCGUAACGGGGUUUUCUUUUUUACAUGUUUAGAAUAUAAAUAGCUGUUUGCUAAAGUGUUUGUAGUGUAUAAAAAGCAAAACAACAAAAAAGAGUUCCUCAAUUUGGAUUGAGGUAGCUUUAAUCAGUUGCAGAAUAUUAACAAAAAUAUUAUUUUUUACAAUGGCCAAUGAGGAGCAGGAGUGGCGUCAGUCAUUAUUACAAUGUUUGAGGGAACGUAAUCGUAGAGAAGUGAUGCCCUUUAAAGAAAUCAUACAGCAGAACAACCGCUUGAUGGACAAUGUGGCUCAAUUAAAAUCAGACAAUUUAAAACUUUCGGUGGAAAAUGAACAAUUACGCACCGCCAUCUCAACAGGUGGCGGCAUGGGUGGUAAAGAUAGUACUGGCGCCCAAUUGGCUAUUGCUGCCCUGGAAAAGAAACUCUUGGCCCAACAGGAAGAGCUCACAGAGUUGCAUAAACGCAAAGGAGAAAAUUCUCAAUUAAUUGUAGAUCUUAAUAUAAAAAUGGAAAAACAACAACAAAUUAUAGCAGAAAAAGAACAUAGUCUUGCUGACCAACAAACUGCCAAUAAUUCCUUAAAAGCUGAAGUUCAAAUGCUUAAAACAAGUUUAGAAGAAUUGAAAAAUCUCAAUACAACAUUAAGAGAUGAAUAUACUGCACUGCAGUUGGCAUUUAGUGCACUCGAAGAUAAAUUAAGGGGGGUACAGGACGAAAAUCGUUGUCUAUUGGAACGUUUGAUGCGUUACAAAUCGAAGGAUGCCGAUAAAUUGAAUGAGGAAAACGAAAGCUUUUUAAGAAAAAGACUGCCGUCAAUUUUCAGAAAACGUUCGGAUAAAUUAAAACGAGAUCUGGAAGACGCUGUCCGUGAACCGAAUUCACCCUUUACACAUCAUCAUCGCAACUCCUCGAGUCCCUCGUUUCAAGGUGCGGGUGGUGGUGAUCCGUACGACGACGACGAUCGUGAUACUAGUAGUGGUGAUCAUUGUGUAGAAGCCGGCAGUGAUGCUGAUAUGUAUGGCACACAUAAUGAUCAGUAUGGGGGUGUGAGUGGUGGUAAUAUUGGCGGUUAUGGUUAUUACAAAAGUGCCUGUCCCACUAACAUCUAUAUGAAAUUUGAAGCCCAUGAAACAGAAUCACAUGCGGUACGUUGGAGUCCUAUAGAACGUGUCAUAGCAACGGGUGGUGCAGAUCGCAAAGUUAAGUUGUGGGAUGUGGGGAAGGGUUCUUCUGAACCUCGUGCCGUUUUGGGCGGCAGUAGUGCUGGUAUAAAUUCCGUUGAUUUUGAUUCCACUGGUACCUAUAUAAUAGGCACCUCUAAUGAUUAUGGCGCUCGUAUUUGGACUACAGGAGAUAAUAGAUUAAGGGUAAGUUCUAGUGAAAGUAAGAAUGAAAAAAAUUAAUGAAAAUUGAAUAAUGUAAAGUUUAGUUGUAUAAUGAAGCGGGUUUCUUUUUAAA